Messenger RNA from Macrosiphum euphorbiae (potato aphid), 1641 nucleotides. The record is from the annotation of a GenBank genome assembly. NCBI's taxonomy places the organism in Eukaryota, Metazoa, Arthropoda, Insecta, Hemiptera, Aphididae.
AUGAUAAAAUUAGAUACAUCGUACAGUUUAGGAUCCAUUAUUGAAUCAAAUUUCUUGGGGAUUUCAAAUGAUGCCGAACCGGAUAAUGUUAUUGUCACCUUAUCGAAGAACAUGGUUACUUGUUUUCACAUGCCAAGUCAAAAUCAGGUGCAUUGUUGGAGCAGUUCCGAUAAAUUGUCUUCCGGAGUGAUAUUUGAUCCAUCAACUAAUUGUUAUUAUGGUGUUUUUAACUAUACCCGAAUUGGCAAAUGGUUACGGAGCUCUUUAAUGAUGAAAGAUAUGAAGAAAUUUAAUUUCACUGCAAAAAUUAUUAAACUUUUAACCAGAUUAGAUUACAAGGGAGCAGUUGCUGUUUUUGAAAAUGGUCAUUGCGAGUGUUUAAAAGAAGCAAUCGGUAACAGGAAAAAAAUCAGAGAUGCUGUCAUUAAUGAUGGUGAAACAAUUGAGUUAGCUAAAUUAUGUAUAUUCAGGACAAAAGCUAUAUGUAUUAUUGUGUCUGUUGAUAGCAAGAAUAUAAAAACAUUACGAUCUGUGCCAUUAGAAGAUACAUUUUUGCCAAUUAAUUUACAAAUAUCUUUCAAAAACAAAACUGACAAAUUACUUGGUUAUUGUGUUAGAGAAAAUUCCGAUUCACUUAAUGUUUUAACGUUUUGGUCUAAUGGUUACUUGUAUUCUAACGAGCUAUACGCUGAAACUAGCAGCAAUGAUUUUCCUGGUAAACAGUUGACAGAAAUAACUUUAGUUAAUUCAAAAAAACAAGUAACUUUAAUUCAACUAAGUUCAGAUUGUAUUGGUCUUUAUGGAGCAGAACCAAAAGGCGACGGAGCUGCUUUAGUAAUAUACAAUUUCCAUUACAACAUGGUAGUUGCUGUACAACAUUUUAAAGUCUAUACCAACCCUCCCAAUUUAUGGUGUUUUGGAAAUCAUUUACUCUUAGUUACAGGUCAAAACUUAGCAGUGAUUCCUUUUACAUGUGAAAGGAAUAAUUUGUCCUUGUUAAUGGAUAAUAAUUUAAUUAAAAUAAAUGAUAAAUAUGAAGAAACUGAAUGGGAUUCUUAUGCAAAACAAAAAUGUGUAGAUACAAUUUCAACUUCAGCCUUAUCACAAUCAAAAUUAAAUGAAAUGAUAAUCACUGACCAUAUUAAUAAUAAGAAAGACAAAUCAUUGAUUCGGUUACUGGUUGAAAACAAUGAUAUUAGCGAUACUUCCUUAGUUGAAAUAUUGUCAUAUUGUAGUUUAAACAUAACAAAACAUUCAAGUCUUUUGUUAAAAUUAUUUGCAUAUCCACCUUUAAAUAAACCAUCUUGUUUACGGCGCCAAUUACCGUUUGAGAAUAUGCUGAUAAUUUUGAAUACUUUGUAUUCACUUAUGAAGGAAAAAUUAAUUGAAGAAAGAUUAGUUGAUUGGAUGACACUGAUGAUAGACUGCUCAUUUCAACAAAUAUUAUUGUCAAAUGAUCCUAAAGUACUUGAACUUAUUAUUAAAGUUCAAAAAGAUAUUAAUAGCAAAUGUGACUAUGUGGAAUCAGUAUAUAAUACAAACAAUACAAUGUGUGUUAUGAAAAGUAAAAAUAUUAACAGUAAGAAACGAGAUGGACCUGUCAAUAAUUUAUAUAAAAUUGAAACAAUUAAUUUAUAUUGA